Messenger RNA from Funneliformis mosseae, 1268 nucleotides. The record is from the annotation of a GenBank genome assembly. NCBI's taxonomy places the organism in Eukaryota, Fungi, Glomeromycota, Glomeromycetes, Glomerales, Glomeraceae.
AACGGACUGAUGCCGCAAGUGUAAUCAAAGAUAACAUUUUAUAUGUUCUUGGAGGAUUUAACAAAAAAGCAAUGCCCGAAAUAUUGUCCUUAGAUUUUACCACUUCAAUGACGACAGAUUCACCACCAUGGAAACGGCUGAAAGUCUCUCCUUUGGCAUUUGCAUCAAGCGAAGUGGUUCUAGGCGGUCCUAAUAAUAAUUUUCUGUUUGUUGUUGGUGGUGGUUUAAUUGACCCGGUUAGUGAAGUUAAAAUAGUUAAUGAACAAACUCUAUUAGAAUAUGAUAUUCUGAACAAUGAAUGGAGAAGAAUAUCAAUGUUAAACGCGCCCAAUUUAAAUCGGAGAGUUCAUUUUUCACUUAUAAGUGAUAAUAAUGGAAAGGCUUAUCUUCACGGUGGUUAUUCUGGCACGUUUCUAGGUGAUACAUAUUUAUUUGAUACUUUUUCAUUCAUCUGGACUCUGUUACCGGCACCUCAAAUUCCAAUAUUGGCAGAUGACUUUUCUUCCGUACUGUUAAAUGAUGGACGAUUGGUCAUCAUUGGUGGAUAUGGACCUCCAGAGAAUAAUGUUCUCGUACAUAGACCUAUUAGCCAGAUCGAAAUAUUUAAUACGAUUGAUAAUAGUUGGAGUAGACAAAUUGUACCGCAACCAAAAGGAAUGACCGACCACCGUAGAUAUCAUACAUCUACACUUCUUCCAAAUGGAGAUGUUGUAAUAGUCGGAGGACUUGAAGUAACACCCAACGUUGUAAUAUUAGAAACAACAAAAAUAUCAUUCCAAUGGAGAAUUCCAGUCAUUUCUGGGUUAGAAGCUCCAAUGCUUAGUGAACACUGUGCUGAACUUGUAGAAAAUAGAUAUAUAUUCAUCAUUUUUGGAAAGAAAACUGAUGUCCAACUUAGCAACAAACUCUACAUAUUUGAUACAGAUAAUUAUUCAUGGAUUACGAAUUUUUCACCAAACACAUUACCACAAUCAUCAUCACCAUCAUCACCAUCAUCAACAACAUCAUCACAAUCGACCACAACGCACGUCUCUUCAAUUACAAUUGUAUUAUCUAUAGUCAUAUCAGUUUUAAUUAUUAUUUUACUAGGAACAUUUGUAUUUUUUUAUAAAAAACUUAAAAACCGAUCGGGUAACGUUACUACACGAGCCGAAAAUACAAUAAGUAUACCUAGAGAUUCGCAAGAAGAAAAUACAAAUAUAAUAGUAUACCGAAAUGAAGUUAAUCAUAAUUCUGUAAAACGGAUGUUUAAGAUUUUUAGUCAAUGA